Messenger RNA from Prunus armeniaca (apricot), 531 nucleotides. The record is from the annotation of a GenBank genome assembly. Lineage: Eukaryota; Viridiplantae; Streptophyta; Magnoliopsida; Rosales; Rosaceae.
AUGGCAGUGUCCAACUCAGCAGUGAACUCAACUCUUAUCCAAGAUAAGCUGGGAGCACAACAUCUGGUAUUCUACACGUCAAAAGCACUCCUCGAUGCAAGAAACCCCGACGCUUCUCAGCGGCUCAUGAAACGGGCUAUUGAACUCAGUCAGUACAACCUCUUCUACCGGUCGAAGACUGCUAUAAAGGCCCAAGUUUUAGUUGAUUUUGUUGUAGAGUUUACUCCAACAGCUAAAGAAGAGAAGCUGGUCACAAAAAACAAGGAAAAUUCGAAAGUAGACAAUACCUCAUUCGCAGAUCCAGACAUGCCCAAAGACAUGUGGCAAUUACGCGUAGACGAAGCAUCAAAUCACAAUCGAGCUGGAGCAGGAGUUGUCAUAAUCACCCCAAAUGGAACUUUGUUGGAGCAGACCAUCACACUGGGCCUUCCAACUUCAAACAAUGAAGCAGAAUAUGAGCCAUUGCUCGCCGAAUUGAGCCUAGCAAAAGAACUAUUGAUCAAGAAAUUGGCCAUCUACUCAAACUCCUAA